This is a messenger RNA of Acipenser ruthenus (sterlet), 3104 nucleotides long. RefSeq lists its product as uncharacterized. The transcript is spliced from 22 exons. Gene Ontology annotation, biological process: proteolysis. The record is from RefSeq and is a predicted model, not a curated record. Lineage: Eukaryota; Metazoa; Chordata; Actinopteri; Acipenseriformes; Acipenseridae. Gene Ontology annotation, cellular component: cytoplasm. Bases 168 to 2375 code for a protein of 735 amino acids. Gene Ontology annotation, molecular function: calcium-dependent cysteine-type endopeptidase activity; calcium ion binding.
GCACUGUUAACUCUAAUCUCCAGUGUGACGACUCAGUGUACAGCAUUAUAGUUUUACAGGGGUCUUUACACGAAUACAAGAAGACAAAGUGUUUCUUUUUUAGCAAAUGUAGAAUUGCAGUGACUGAAAAAGGUACAUCCUCAGUGAACAAGAAAUAAAAAGAAACUAUGCCUCCUCCCGGUGUGUGUUUAAACAUUGUGAAGGAUCGUCAGAGAGAAGACGGACAGGGAACUCCAAGCAACCCAUGUAACUUUAAUGGUCAGGAUUUUCGAGUCUUGCGUGACUACUGUCUAAAUAAUAGAUGCAGGUUUGUCGAUAAAACAUUCCCACCUUUAAUUGAAUCCAUUGGACAGGAAUUACUGACUCCAGAAGAAAUGAGCAGAGUGGUAUGGAAAAGACCAGGGAACCUACACAGUGAUCCACAUUUAAUAGUGGCUGGGAUAAGCAGAUUUGAUAUUUGUCAAGGAUCUGUGGGUAACUGCUGGUUCCUGGCAGCCUUGGGUUCGUUAACAUUUCAACCAGACAUGCUGCACCAAAUUAUCCCCCAAGACCAAGGAUUUACACAGAAAUAUGCAGGGAUUUUCCAUUUUAUGUUUUGGCGGUUUGGAAAGUGGGUGGAUGUAGUGAUAGAUGACAAGCUGCCAACUCUAGAUGGGAAAUACUUGUUUGUUUACCCAAGAAACAAAAGUGAAUUCUGGCCAUCCUUGCUGGAAAAAGCAUAUGCCAAGUUGUGUGGCUCCUAUUAUAACAUGAAUUCUGGCUUAGUCAGUGAAGCAUUAAUGGACUUCACCGGAGGGGUCAAUAUCAGGUUCAAUCUAAAGGAGCCAGUGGCAGAUCUUUGGCAGAUAAUGAAAAGAGCUGAAAACCUGAAGUCCUUAAUGGCAUGUGGAACACCUCAAGGGAAAACACCACAAAACACCAUGUUGCCAAGUGGAAUAGUGGAAGGGCAUGCCUAUACAGUGACUGGUGUGGCUAAGGUGCAGUGUGAUCAACAAAUAGUGGAGUUGGUUCGAUUGUGGAAUCCAUGGGGCAAAGUGGAGUGGAAUGGUCAAUGGAGUGAUGGCUCUCCAGAGUGGAAUUACGUGGAUCCAGCUAUCGGACAUGCGCUACGCAAUAAGCGAGAAGAUGGAGAAUUUUGGAUGACCAUGAAGGACUUUAAAGCAAACUACACAGAUCUGAGUAUUUGCAAUACAUCUCCUGAUUUUCUAAAUUCAGGGACUACUUGCAUAUGGGCCAAAUCUGUCCACAGUGGCAGAUGGGUGAAAGGCACCACAGCCGGUGGCUGCUUCAACAAUAGAGAUACAUUUUGGAUGAAUCCCCAGUACCGGGUGACACUGGCUGAUUCUUCUACACAGGAAGGCCUAACAACCUGCAAUGUUGUGGUGUCUCUCAUCCAGGAACCCACAAACAGAUUCAGACAUCAAUCUGAAAAUAAAUAUAUAGGGUUUACAAUGUACAAGGUAGGCCAAUGGUUUCUUAUUAAAAGUGAUUCUGUAGAUAGUGUAUGUCUACUUAUUUUUAGUUUUGCUGGGAUUUGUAUUGUACAUUACGUUGUUAAUGUUUUGUGUGGAUUAAUUAAUUUUGUGCCUCCUUCACAUCAGGGAGUCAAUGAAAGAUUACCAGCUGAGUUCUUCAUGACUGAACAAAUUAUUGCCAAAAGUAAAAGUUUUGUAAAUGCCCGUUCAGUUACUGAGAACUUCAUGCUGCCGAAUGGGGAGUACUUAGUUGUUCCAUCCACUUACAAGAAAGAUGAAGUGGCCAGCUUUGUUUUAUCUGUCUAUUCCAAGACCAAGAACUACACAGAAGAAAUUGGCUCCAAUCUAAAUUUAAAUAUUCCAAAGCAUAUGAAUUCUCCUCUUGACGACAAUACCCAUGAGAAGAUUUUUAAAAAAUAUUCUGAUGUGGACGAAGAAGUAGAUGCUGCCCAAUUGCAGAUGUUACUUAAUGAAGCAGUUCUGGAGGGAAGGACAUCUGAAACAGGGGGGUUUGGCUUGGAUUCUUGCAAAGGAAUUAUAGCUAUAAUGGAUCUCACAACCUCUGGUAAAUUAAAUGCUGACGAAUUUUUACGUCUAUGGAAGAGGAUUACUAUCUACAGGGAAAUCUUCCGCCAAAAAGAUGUGUCACGAACUGGAUUCCUUUUCUUACAUGAGCUUCGGAAUGCAAUACAGGCCAGAGGCAUUCAAUUAAACGAUGAGCUGUUGAACCUCAUGGCUCUGAGAUAUGGAGACUCCUCCUCCAGGAUUACUUUGGAGAGCUAUCUGUGCCUCAUGCUGCGACUGGAGUGCAUGGCGAAAGUAUUCCAAAAGUUAUCAUCUGACGGAAAAGGCAUGUACCUUCAAGUGUCAGAGUGGAUGUUUCUUACCAUGUAUUCCUGAAAUACCAGAACUACCUGAAGAUGGUAUAACUGCUGAUGAGCUACAAUUUAGACUCUUCCAAACUAUGUUAAAAAAAAAAAAAGCUUUCCAGUUUAUUUGAAAUGCAUUUUGAAAUUGUAUUGGUGUGUAAUAAUAUUAUAGAACUGUAUUUUGGUAUAUAAACUGUUGCAAAGAUAUCAGUCUUAUCAAAAUCAUACUAAUCAGACAUUAUAUAUGAAACCUUUUGUUUUAUUACAAUUACUGUAGAAAUAUUUCAUAUAGGACUUGUACACCAAAACACUAGGUUUAGACAAAACUAGGGUUAGGGCCACCAUUAGCAGUCAAGAUGGUGGUGAAUUGAUUUGACAAGCAGUUUAAUUUACUUGAUGAUUUAUGUUGGGGUGGAAGUCUGCUAUCCAGAAAUGGACAUUACUCUUGAGACAGACUCUCGUGAAACAGCUGAUAAAUCUUGGAUACAGAAGGACCUGUCACUGGAUCGAAUGCUAUAUUUAUCCCUGAAUCAAAGUCUGUCAGAUGUACUAUGCUGCAUAAUUAUUAUUAUUAUUAUUAUUAUUAUUAUUAUUAGUUUAUUUAGCAGAUGCCUUUAUCCAAGGUGACUUACAGAGAUUGUGACUGAAACUGACUAUCUUAAACAAUGCUGUACAUGUCAGGAAUCAUAUGUAGUAGUUUAAUUUUGAAUGUGUGUUUAAUUACUUAUUCAAAAAUAAAAAAUACAAUUUAAAUGUAUAA